AUGAGUUUGAUAGAUGAUAUCAAGACUGAUGAAAGACUAGCUAAACUAAAUGCUCUUGUACUUCUUAGAUAUAAACCAAAAGGAAACGGAGUAGAGAAACCAAUACAAGAAUAUACCAAAGAGGAACUAGCUAAGUAUCUUAACACAGAGAAUGAAGUAGCAGUAGAGCUGAUAUAUGACUUAUGUCUGAAAGAAGAACCAGAUACUGAAUACCACUUGGUUGUGGGUCAAGAUGAAGAGCCUCCAACUUGGGAUGCUGAGAAUGAGAAUACAAAUGUUAUUGAUACACUAAUCAAUAAAGGUUAUGGGAAACCAACUGGUGGCUAUGGCUUGAGUGGUUUCUGUAUCUACCCAGAUAUUCCGGGUUAUGAAGCAUAUGACAAAGAUAGAUUACCAUUCGUAAUUGAUAUCAAAGCAUUCUUCAGAGUAUCUAACUUCAACUUAGCAGCAAGUCGUGUUUACUCAGUACCUGAGCUAAAAGAACAACUAACAUCUAUUGUUAAAGAGAACUUACAGAAAGCACAAGAAGCUGAAUUCUUAGCUAAGCAAGAGAUUGAAUUGAAACAACAAGAUGCAGAAAGACAAGUUGGUCUUAAACAGGCUGCUGUUGCACAAGAAGUAGCUGAGAAAGAACUGGAAGUAAAACGAGUUCGUGAAAUCCAAGCAGCUGAAAUUGAAAAACAAGCAGCAACAGUAAAAGCACAACAAGAUAAAGCAGUUAUUGAAGUUGAAGCUGAGGCUAGUAUCACUAAGACUGAGGCUGAAAAGAAAGUAGCUAUCUUGAAUGCAGAAGCAGAAAAACAAAGAGUAAUCUUGAAUGCUAAUGCUCAGAAAGAACAAAUAGAACUUGAUGCACAAGCAAGAAAGACACAAACUGAGUUGAAAGCAGAUGCAGACUUGAAAAGCAGCAACUAA
Messenger RNA from Cylicocyclus nassatus, 915 nucleotides. The record is from the annotation of a GenBank genome assembly. NCBI's taxonomy places the organism in Eukaryota, Metazoa, Nematoda, Chromadorea, Rhabditida, Strongylidae.